UCGCCCGUGUAGUUGGUGCGAGAAUUUUAUUUCAUUUCACAGUUGUCAGUCAAACGCUUUGUCAGGCCGCCGAGCACAUCAAUAAGCGGCGAAAAAAUACGAUUCAAUUGAAUUUUUAUUUCUCGCUUUCGGGGCGACGUGCGUGCGAGAGCCAACAAAAUAUUUGCAUGUAAAAGAAUUUUCCGCCAGGCAACAAACGGAGAAGCGAAGAGGCAGCAGCGUGAAUCAAAGGGAGAGCCAUGUCUGGUCGGGACUACAACGGAGAGCCAGGCUGUCGCAGUGCCGAGGAACUGGGCCAGAGCUACCGGCACUUCUGGGAUCCCACCGCCUACUGGCAGUGCGACGGGAAAUCGAAGGAGGAGGGGCGGGAGCGGGAUAGGGAUCGGGAACAGCCCGCCCAGCUGCAGCGUUGCCCGGCCAACGAGCUGUUCUACGACCGGGAGCGGCGGUGCGUGAAGUGGAAGGACUGGCAGUGGACCGAACCGCAGGAUCCGCCCACAAAGCCGCGCAAAUAAAACAGGACGCGCGCGUUCGCUUGUAUUGAAACAAAUUGUCGAAAAUAUAAUUAAAAAGCGCUUUUCGAUUUUU
Molecule: messenger RNA, 588 nt
Organism: Drosophila simulans
Lineage: Eukaryota; Metazoa; Arthropoda; Insecta; Diptera; Drosophilidae
Exons: 2
Coding region: 240-515 (91 amino acids)
Molecular function (GO): chitin binding
Source: RefSeq, a predicted model, not a curated record